GGCCGACAAACCCCUCUUGUCUAUGAUUAUGCCCUUGAGUGGAUGAGGCUGUGCAAAGUCCUUUGCUCUUAAACGUGUUGCUGCUGUUGAGAAUAUUUGGAGGUUUUUCUCCUGGGUUUGCUUUGUUUUUUGAGGUUUUAUUUGAGUUUUGGUUUUAUUUUCCUGGGGCAGAGACAAUGGCUUUCUUUAUGAAAAGUAUGAUAAGUAGCCAGAUAAAGAAUUUAGGACUUGGUGGUGGGUCUGAAGAAAAGAAAGAAGAAGGAGGUACAUCUGAUCCUGCCGCAGCUCAAGGGAUGACUAGAGAGGAGUAUGAGGAAUAUCAAAAGCAAAUGAUUGAGGAGAAGAUGGAAAGAGAUGCCGCAUUUACACAAAAAAAAGCCGAGAGGGCGUGCCUUAGAGUUCAUCUGAGAGAAAAGUACAGACUCCCAAAGAGUGAAAUGGACGAGACUCAAAUCCAGCUGGGUGGAGAUGAUGUGGACGUGCCGGAGGAUCUCAGGAAAAUGGUAGAUGAAGACCAAGAAGAGGAGGAAGACAAGGAUUCUAUUCUGGGGCAGUUACAGAAUCUCCAGAAUAUGGACUUGGAUACCAUAAAAGAAAAGGCCCAGGCCACCUUCACGGAAAUCAAGCAGACGGCGGAGCAGAAGUGUUCUGUGAUGUGAGGGGCACAGAGGGCGAGAGAGGGAACCAGGCCAUGGGCAGAAGAGGCCACUCUCCCGUGGAGCAUUUCGAGCCUUGUAUAUUGUAACGUAGUGAACACAGCUAGGAAAACCACGGUGAUAAAGCUCUCUGCAAACACAUAGACAACAAUUUGAUGUUCUAAAUGUUUCUGGCAGAGCAUUUAGCUAGCACCUUGCAG
This is a messenger RNA of Lemur catta (Ring-tailed lemur), 856 nucleotides long. RefSeq names its product complexin 4 (gene CPLX4). Lineage: Eukaryota; Metazoa; Chordata; Mammalia; Primates; Lemuridae. The record is from RefSeq and is a predicted model, not a curated record. The transcript has 3 exons. Gene Ontology annotation, biological process: regulation of neurotransmitter secretion; synaptic vesicle exocytosis; neurotransmitter transport. Bases 177 to 659 code for a protein of 160 amino acids. Gene Ontology annotation, molecular function: syntaxin binding. Gene Ontology annotation, cellular component: SNARE complex; terminal bouton.